Messenger RNA from Rotaria socialis, 738 nucleotides. The record is from the annotation of a GenBank genome assembly. Lineage: Eukaryota; Metazoa; Rotifera; Eurotatoria; Philodinida; Philodinidae.
AUGAAAUCUAACUCCUCAAAAACGAAAACAAUUUUAUCUUUUUUUGCAUCAUCGGCAACAAAAAAACAAAAAAUAGAUGAUCAACAAUCGAACUCUUCAUCGACAUCUGCAGAAACAGGAACAGGACCUGUUCCAUCUGAAGGAUCAAAUUUACCUUCUGAAGUUACUCCAAUUGGUGAUAUACAUGUUGAUUCAAUUACUACUUGUGAUGAUUUUGUAUCUAAAUUAUCAUCACCGAAAAUGUCGUCAUUGCCAUCAUCAAUUUCAUCAUCUUUAUUACCUAAUGAUACUUGUCGUUUAGUAACUAAUUCACCUUUGCAGCCAGUUUCUCCAUCGAUAUCUUCACCAUCACCAAUAUCACCAUCUUUAUCGUCCACUGAUACUCGUCGUUUAUCAACAGAUCCAGCAUCAAACAUUUUAUCUAUUGAUACUGGCCGUUUAUUAGAUGGCUCACCGUCGAUUCCAUCGUCGUUAUUACUUAAUGAUACUUGUCGUUUACAAACCAAUUCACCUUUACAACCUGUUUCUCCAUCGAUAUCGUUAGCAUCAUCAAAAUCACCAUCUUCAUCAUCUAUUGAUACUCGUCGUUUUUCAACAGAUUCAUCAAUAGAACUUGUUUCAUCACUAUCACCAUUAUUACCUACUGAUAUUAGUCGAUCUUCAGCUGAUCCGCCAGCACAACCAAUAUUACCAUCAUAUAAAUUCAAUAGUGAUAAUCGCUCAUUUCAAAAGCAAUGA